GCGGGCGCCGCAGCGGGGCCAGCCGGCAGCUCCUGCAUCCCGGCCGCCAGCAUCCUCCGCUCCGGGCCCCGCUCCCGCGGGCCCGGCCUCGGCGGGGCCAUGGCCGAGAUCACCAGUGUCCACCCUGGCUUCGAUGUGUCCCCCGUGGUGGCAGGACUCAUUGGAGCCACUGUGCUGGUGGUUUCUGUCUCAGUCACAGUCUUUGUGUGGACAUGCUGUCACCAGCAAGCAGAAAAGAAGCACAAAACCCCCCCCUACAAAUUCAUUCACAUGCUGAAAGGCAUCAGCAUCUACCCGGAGACCUUGAGCAACAAGAAGAAAAUCAACCGGAUCCGGAGAGACAAGAGCGGCACGGCCAAGGAGGGGGCCAGCGGGGGCAACCUGCUGCUGGAUGCUGCUGAGGCUGGCUUGGUGGGCCCCAACAAAGCUCCAGAUGGACCCCCCCAGGUCGACCAGCUCCCCAUCAAAGUCGAUUACGGAGAUGAACUCAGCCCAGAUCAAAGCCUCACUCCGGGAGGGAGUAAAACCUCCUCUCCCUCUUCCCCUGGUGACGACGUCACGCUGGGAGACCUGACCUUCUCAGUGGACUACAACUUCCCCAAAAAGGCCCUGGUGGUCACCAUCCAGGAGGCCCACGGGCUGCCGGUGAUGGAUGAGCACACCCAGAGCUCCGACCCCUACAUCAAGAUGACAAUUCUGCCCGACAAGCGGCACCGCGUCAAGACCCGCGUGCUGCGCAAGACCCUGGAGCCCGUGUUCGACGAGACCUUCACCUUCUAUGGCAUCCCCUACAGCCAGCUGCAGGACCUGGUGCUGCACUUCCUGGUGCUCAGCUUCGACCGCUUCUCCCGCGAUGACGUGAUCGGGGAGGUGAUGGUGCCCCUUGCCGGGGUGGACCCCAGCACUGGCAAGGUGCAGAUCACCAGGGAGAUCCUCAAAAGGAACAUCCAGAAGUGCAUCAGCAGAGGGGAGCUGCAGGUGUCCCUGUCCUACCAGCCCGUGGCACAGAGGAUGACCGUGGUGGUGCUGAAGGCCAGGCAUUUGCCAAAGAUGGACAUCACUGGCCUCUCAGGUAACCCCUACGUGAAGGUGAACAUCUACUACGGCCGCAAGCGCAUCGCCAAGAAGAAGACGCACGUGAAGAAGUGCACGCUGAACCCCGUGUUCAACGAGGCCUUCAGCUACGACAUCCCGGCCGAGCUGCUGCCCGAGCUCAGCGUGGAGUUCCUGGUCAUCAACCUGGAGCGCAGCACCAAGAACGAGCCCGUGGGCCGCCUGGUGCUGGGCCGCCACAGCGCCAGCGCCGCGGGCAGCGAGCACUGGCAGCUCGUGUGCCGCAGCCCCGGCCGCGCCCUGGCCAAGUGGCACGGCCUGAGCGAGUGCUGAGCCGCGCCUGGCCCGGGCCAGCCCGGCCCGGCGGGCACGGGCACCGGGAGCCUGCGGCAGGAGGCUCACGGGGUGUGGGGAAUCCUUCAAACGCCGUCUGAGGUGCUGUGGGGUUCGCAGGGCUCUAAAACUCCACAACGCAAAAAUUAAUGAGUUAUUAGAAAUAAUUAAAGAUGUUGUCUUUAGGUGGUGUGGGGUUCGCAGGGCUCUAAAACUCCACAACGCAAAAAUUAAUGAGUUAUUAGAAAUAAUUAAAGAUGUUGUCUUUAGGUGGUGUGGGGUUCGCAGGGCUCUAAAACUCCACAACACAAAAAUUAAUAAGAGAUAAUUUUAAAAUGUUGUCUUUAGGUGAUGUGGUUUUUGCAGGGCACGAAAAUUCUACAACAAAAAAAUUAAUUAAUUAUUAGAAAUAAUUAAAAAAUGUCGUCUUUAGGUGGUGUGGGGUUUGCAGGGCUCUAAAACUCCACAACACAAAAAUUAAUAAGAGGUAAUUUUAAAAUGUCGUCUUUAGGUAAUGUGGUUUUUGCAAAGCACUAAAAUCCUACCACAACAAAAAAAUUAAUAAGAAAUAAUUUUAAAAAGUCGUCUUUAGGUGAUGUGGUUUUUGCAGGGCACUAAGAGUCUACAACAAAAUUUUAAAAAUUAUAGGAAAAUUUUUUUUUAAAAAAGCCGUCUUUAGCUGAUGUGGUUUUUGCAGGGCACUAAGAUUAUACAACAAAAAAUAUUAAUAAGUUACGGGAAAUAAUUAGAAAAUGUCGUCUUUAGGUGAUGUGGUUUUUGCAGGGCUCUAAAAUUCCACAACAAAAUAAUUAAGAGAUAAUUUUAAAAUGUCGUCUUUAGUUGGUGUGGUUUUUGCAGGGCACUAAGAUUCUACAACAGAAUUUAAAAAUUAUAAGAAAAAUCAUUUUUAAAAAGUUGUCUUUAGGUGAUGUGGCUUUUGCAGGGCACUAAGAUUCUACAACAGAAUUUAAAAAUUAUAAGAAAAAUCAUUUUUAAAACGUUGUCUUUAGUUGAUGUGGUUUUUGCAGGGCACUAAAAUUCUACAACAGAAUUUAAAAAUUAUAAGAAAAAUCAUUUUUAAAACGUUGUCUUUAGUUGAUGUGGUUUUUGCAGGGCACUAAAAUUCUACAACAGAAUUUAAAAAUUAUAAGAAAAAUCAUUUUUAAAACGUUGUCUUUAGUUGAUGUGGUUUUUGCAGGGCACUAAAAUUCUAAAACAAAAAAAUUAGUAAUAAAUGAUACAAAAGGAAUAAUUUUUAAAAAAAGGUUGUCUUUAAUUGAUUUAGUGGUUUUUGAAAUUCUACAAAAAAAAAGAAUAAGUGAUAAGAAAGAAAUAAAAACAAAAUUUGUUCUCUUUAGUUGAUGUGAGUUUUGCAGGGCACUGAAAUUCUACAACAAAAAAAAAUUAAUAAAUUGUAAGAAAUCAUUUAAAAAGUUGUCUUUAGGUGAUGUGGGGUUUGCAGGGCACUGAAAGUCUACAACAAAAAGAAUUAGUAAAUUACAGGAAAUAAUUUUAAAAAGUCGCCUUUAGGUGAUGUGGCUUUUGCAGGGCACUAAGAUUCUACAACAGAAUUUAAAAAUUAUAAGAAAAAUCAUUUUUAAAAAGUUGUCUUUAGGUGAUGUGGCUUUUGCAGGGCACUAAGAGUCUACAACAACAACGAGAUGGGAACAAAGAACAAGAAGUAAAUAGCACAGCUGCACAUACCUGUACUCACGCUAUUGCAUGCCUACUCCAGAGCCGGAGGAGUGUAAGUGACUGCCGGUGUCGCGCUGCAGAUUCCAUGGAUGAGGAAUUCUGUCCCUUGGGAGCUGUGUGUGUUU
Messenger RNA from Passer montanus (Eurasian tree sparrow), 3206 nucleotides. It is a transcript of the gene SYT11, whose product is annotated as synaptotagmin 11. Gene Ontology annotation, biological process: cellular response to calcium ion; regulation of calcium ion-dependent exocytosis; vesicle fusion. Bases 100 to 1386 code for a protein of 428 amino acids. The transcript is spliced from 5 exons. The record is from RefSeq and is a predicted model, not a curated record. Gene Ontology annotation, molecular function: calcium-dependent phospholipid binding; phosphatidylserine binding; SNARE binding. Gene Ontology annotation, cellular component: axon; membrane; synapse. Lineage: Eukaryota; Metazoa; Chordata; Aves; Passeriformes; Passeridae.